AGCCAGGGGGGAGGGGCGCCCCCCCGCCGCCGCCUUUGUCGGGGGCGCCUCGCACCCCGGGCCCCCGGGUUUGCUGCGUCCCGAGGCAGCCCCGUGUAUGUGUCUCAGCGCCUCUAAUACACGAUCACAGAAAUAACAAGUACAACAAAACGUCGCCCACUGCCAGUUUCCCAUGAUUCCCCUCCACCUUGGAGUAGAAUCACCCGGAACAAUUUUUAGUCAUCUAGCUCUCUGAAAGCAUCUUAUGAAGAUUGGCUGAUGUCAUAUGGGCUGAGCAUCUCUCCUUUUCAUAUGCGAUGGCAAACUGCUCUCUUCAACCGUCUAUUCUACAGUUGGGGACGAUGGAAACCCAGAUUUCUUUAUCUAUGGUUCAGUAUAGGAAUGGUGUUUGGCAUAGUUGCCAUGUUUGGUUCUGUUGUUCUCCUUGGAAAGACACUGAUGCAGACACUGACACUGAUGAUAACUGAGGCCCCUGCAGGCCAGAAUGAUCGUAUGUUGCAAGUCGUGGUGCCUGGUGUAAAUCUGCCCAUCAGUCAACUGACGUAUUUCUUCACUGCAAUCCUCAUCAGUGGUGUUAUACAUGAAGUCGGCCAUGGGGUGGCAGCUAUUCGAGAACAAGUACGGUUUAAUGGAUUUGGGAUUUUUAUCUUUAUUGUAUAUCCUGGAGCAUUUGUCGACCUUUUUACCACCCACUUGCAACUUAUAUCUCCAGUCCAGCAGUUGAGAAUAUUUUGUGCAGGUGUCUGGCAUAAUUUUGUUCUUGGUGUUGCGAGUCUCAUAGUUCUGUUCCUGCUGCCAGCAAUUCUUUUCCCAUUUUACUACACAGGUGUUGGGGCACUUGUCACUGAGGUCACAGAGGAUUCUCCUGCCAAUGGACCCAGAGGUCUUUUUGUAGGGGACCUUGUAACUAAUCUUCAAGACUGCUCAGUUCGUGGUGUGGAAGACUGGAAUUCCUGCCUAGGAGAGAUCUCGCAGAAGACACAAAUUGGGUACUGCAUAAAUGCAGCAACCCUACAGCAGUUAAGCUUCCCAGCCAGGGUCUACAGAAGACUUGAUGGCACUGUUGAAUGUUGUAGUAACAGCAGCCUCACUGACGUUUGCUUUUCAUACAGCAAUAACUUGGACAGCCACCUGUAUGCCUGUCUGCCAGCACGAAAAGCUAUUGAGGCCAGCCAAGUCUGUCGAACCAACAUGGAUUGCCAGAAGGAUUUUGUUCCAAGUUUGUGUGUGACACCUUCUUUAGAAAAUCAGACGAGACUAAUCAGAGUGAAACAUCCACCCCACGUUGACAUGUUGUUUGUAGGACACCCAAUGCAUCUUCAGUAUACAGUGAGCCUCAGCAGUUUUGUACCACGACAUAACUUUCUAAGCAUUGAUCUGCCUGUGGUGAUAGAGACAAUGUGCAAAUAUCUAAUUUCACUGUCAGGAGCCUUGGCAGUUAUCAAUGCAGUACCCUGCUUUGCACUGGAUGGUCAAUGGAUAUUAAACUCUUUCCUGGAAGCCACUCUUGCUUCACUGAUUGUAGAGAAACAAAACCGAGAGCUUGUUGGCUUUUUAAUCUUGCUUGCUGGCAGUGCACUUUUGGCUGCCAACGUGGCACUGGGACUUUGGUUGGUGACAGCCCGAUAGUAUAUUGGAAACAUUUCUGCAUCUGAUUACUUCCAUGAAUUCUCCAAGUACACACAAAGUAAUGAAAUCCAUUGCCUUGUAAAACUUGCCCUGUCUGAGAUAGGAAUAACUUCCUUAAAAUUCCAUUGGAAGAAAGAUUGGUGAUUGGAGUUGUAUGUUAAUUUAACUCUGCAAAAUCUUGUGCAGAUAAUGGAAAAGUUUAAAGAGUAAGAACUCUUCUCUUUUAAUAUUGUUUUAAAAGCACUGUGAUCAUUCUGGAGAAAUUACACUGAAACAAUUUUACAAGGAAAAGACUCAGGCUUGGUGAAUUUAGAUUCCAAAAUGAAGGAAUAUAUGUGACAUUGAAGUCUUGUAUACUGUGAGGGGGAAAAACCUACUUGAGCUCUGUUUUGUAAUUUGAAUGAAUAUGAGAUGCUCUGCAUUGGCUCUGCUCAACCAGUGCAGGUUUGGGUUGUUGGGUUUUUUUUAAAUUUGGUGGUGUAUCAAUUUGAACCUGAAAAACUGAAGUUUGGGCUCAUUUUUUAUAUUGGUGCAAGGCCAUGUAAAUUAUUGCCAUGUGUUCGUGAGGAGCAAGUCGUCCUAUGCUUUAGUACCCUUCUCUUCCAGCUGGCUGAUAAGACUGGAAGCAUGUUGUUCUCCCAACGUAGAUGAAAUGUCAAUUUCAAUGAUGCCAAUGUCAGUUGAGAAAUGGGUAUGUGGAAGAAUGGCAAAACCCACCCACAUGUUGUCUGUGUUCCUUAAAACAUAAAAUGUGUAAUAUUGUGCACCACUGAGAAUAUUUUUGAAGAUACUGUUUUGUGCAUCAGCAGUAGCUUGAAAAUAAUUUGAAGUUCUGGUCUCCCAAUAAGAAUUGUGAUUGCUGAACUAAUACUAUGCAGAAUUAUUCAGAAGUGAGUGGUAAGGUUAAAUGUGUGUGUGUGUGUGUGUUUGUGAUUCAGAAAGUUAAAUGUUAUACCUGUUUGUGUUUAACAACAAAACUUGUUUCUGAAUGUAUGUCCUCCUGUAGCCAUGUAUGCAGUAGGAUUGAUAUACAGUACCUCAUUGGUGUUUGUCUCUUCCUAAAAGAGUUACUUUCCUUUAUCAGUAUUCAUUUUAAUCAAAGAUGUUUAGUUGAGCUUGGUCUUGGGUCAUAACCGAGCAGAAAAAAGAAUAUGAUGAUCUCUAAAGUGAACUAUGUUGGCACGUGGCUUUGUCUUCCAAAAUGUACAGGGGCCAAGUGAUAGAAGCCGCUGUGAUUUUAAUUGAAGAUAGAGUCCUAUUCCUAGUGCUAUAUGCAUGCCCUGAUAACUGUGGUAUCCUGUAUUUGACCAUUGAUAUGUUACUCUAUUUUCUCAGUGUAGAAAUGUGGAACACAAAUGGUUUGCUAUGAAAAAUAUAUUCUUCUUAGAUAAUGUGAGCAAUAAUGCACAGGUUGAAAGAACAUGUUCAUUUACUUGGCUUUUUGUUAAUUUGCUUGACAUGUUUUAGGUACGUAUAUUUUGAAUUUACCUCUUGCAUUUUUCUCUGGUCUGUCUUCUGACGCACGUUGUUUGGUACUGACCCUAACUCAGUAGAACUGAUCAAAUUUCUUAUUUAAUGGAACUAUCUUCAGUAGUUUAAAAUCAGAUGAUCACUUUGUAUGUAUUCGAGUUGCAGUACCGUUUUCUUCUCACAUAUAAUCAUUAAUGCCAUUAUGGCAGUUUCAAAAAUAUUCUUUGGGUAAAGUUUUAAAUAUAAUAUUUUGUACAUUAAUAUUUAUCCUCACUGCGGAUAUUUGUGUGACAAUCUGUGCAGGCACAGUACUCAUCUGAGUAUGUGGAAAAAGGAGAGAGAGAAAAAGGGUGCUCUCCAGUAACCAGCUACAAGUCUACUAUAACUGUUCUGCUAAUAUGCUGAUGAAUUGAGUCCCACUGCUCUAAAAUUAAUUGGUCACUUAAUGUGUCACCUUUACAUUUACUUUAAAAGAAAAUAAAUUCAAUUAAUUUUGUUGUGGUUAGUGUUUAUGAAAGGAUUAAUUCUGGCACCCUUUAGGCUUGUCUGUACAGUGUGGCAAAGGGUGUGAUUUGUGAAGUGCUCUAACAUGUUGCAAUCUUUUUGUCCCAGAUAGACCCCACUGGUGCUCUCCAAAAGGUACCUAGUUCACGUUAACUUAGACUUCUUGAGAUCUUUUAGUGUGUGCCAGCAGGGUUUACGUGGGGCAGGGAGAGUGCAGCCUGUUAGUGCGCUUUACAAAUCACAGCCCUCUGGUGUGCUUUGCUGUGCCAAGUGGACAAGUCCUAAUUCAUAUGGAGCCAGAUUGUGCCAUCACCUUUUAAAUCCCCAGUUCAACAAAGCACUUAAGUACAUGCUCACGCCCAUCUCUGUUUAGGAAAGGACUUUUAAACAUGUACUUAACUUUGCACAUACUUAAUUUCACUGAAGUCUGAGUUUUGCUGAAUAGGGAUAGAUUUAAGUAUGAGUUUACGUGCUUUGAAGUAGGGCCUACAGCCAUUGAUACUGAACUCAAUGGGGAAUUUUGCUUAAAAGCUAAGAUAGAGCGGGACUAUUUGUGCACUAUGGUAGUACCCAGCUUGAACUGGCCCCUAAACAAAUAGCUACUCAGACUGGUUCAGCCUCAUUGUCAUGGAAUUCUCUCCUGGCAAGUAAAUUACUAUAAAGGAAAAGUGCUAUUUUGACUGUACAUGUUGCUCUCAUUAUUGGAUUUUUGUUUUUUGUGUUUUGUUUGUUUCCUGGGAAAGAAUGCAGUUCAAAGAAAAUGGACUGGGAUAACUGACGGUUGUGUGGGUUUUUUUUAAACUUUUAGGUAAUUUGUAUUGCAUAAAGGAAUUUAACAUCGAUUCUUCCUUUAAUGUUUCACUGACAUGAAAAGCUAAAAUGAAAAUGGAAUCCUCUUUUUGUGUUGUCUCUAUAUUUCAGUGGACUGAUUAGAAGGCAGUUGCUCCUCUAAAAUAGAUUGCAGCAAUAUAUUUACAGGAUAUAUUGAACUGAGGAGUGUAAAAGAAAAAAUAAGUUGGAUUUGGCUGGGUACCACUAUUAACUUAUAUUUUUCUGUUUAAAAAUCUGUAUCAGAUGGAAGAAGUACUGUCUAAUGUUCAGAAACGUUGUAGGUACCUCUUAAUUGAAAACUGGCAUAACUGUAUACUUGUACACUGGCACGGAAUUUAAAAACAGUUUUGUAACUAACACUUCAGAGAAUGCUCCUGUUUUCCGUCCUUUGUCAAAUCACACAGCAUUUGAAGUUCAGACACUUUUUAAACGUUGUUUCCUUGAUAUAUUGUCAUAGAUCAAAUACUAAAAAAUGAUUUGGGAAGUCACAAUUUAUUUGGUGGGAUUCAUUUGGAUAUUGCCUAGUUCUAGAUGUUCACUAUUUUUUCCCCCAGCAAUAUACUAUGACUAACUUUCACAAGCACUUGGAGAAAUUUUAGGCAGCAGUUUGAGGGUAUAGAAGAGAUUUCCAAAUAAUCACAUCAGAAAUCCAAUGGUUUCUUUACAAAGCUGUUGUUUUAUUCCCCUCUGAUUUUUGCAUGGUUUCUGUUAAGGUUUCAAGGUGCACAAAAUGUCCUUACCUGAAACCCAUAAGUGGAAUUUGUACUGUUUUAAAAAUGUUAGUUUUCUCUAUAUAUAGUCUGUUUUUUUUUAUACCGACUGACAGUACUGGAAUAUCAGAUUUCUAGAUCAGUUGUUCCCACCAUCAUCGUGUUUAGGAAAAUGAUACACUCUGAAGAUGUUCAAAUCAAGCAGAUUAAUAAAUGUAUGGGGUAUUUUUGUAUUUGAAUUAUGUAUCGUGUAUGUUUUUCAUACUUCAUCAACCAAACAAUAAGUAUUGUUUUCUACUUGUGAUAAAUGAAUGUUAAUUGCAAAUAAAUGUAUUGUUUAAUGGUUAACACAUUUUAUAUUUGAAAUCAGACUGAAAGUGUGUAAUG
Messenger RNA from Mauremys reevesii (Reeves's turtle), 5531 nucleotides. RefSeq names its product membrane bound transcription factor peptidase, site 2 (gene MBTPS2). Gene Ontology annotation, cellular component: cytoplasm; membrane. Gene Ontology annotation, biological process: membrane protein intracellular domain proteolysis; regulation of response to endoplasmic reticulum stress. The transcript has 12 exons. Bases 259 to 1629 code for a protein of 456 amino acids. Gene Ontology annotation, molecular function: protein binding; metalloendopeptidase activity. The record is from RefSeq and is a predicted model, not a curated record. NCBI's taxonomy places the organism in Eukaryota, Metazoa, Chordata, Testudines, Geoemydidae.